Molecule: messenger RNA, 1633 nt
Organism: Spodoptera exigua (beet armyworm)
Lineage: Eukaryota; Metazoa; Arthropoda; Insecta; Lepidoptera; Noctuidae
Source: the annotation of a GenBank genome assembly
UUAUCAAUGUGACGUGACGUGCUCUAAAGUGACAGCGCCGCAUAUGCGAUCGAUGUUGAUAUUUUUCUGAAUAAAAUUGCAUCAGAUUUUAGAAUAAAUAGUAUAGAAUUUUAAACAGUAAUUAACUGCAAUAGUACCGGUAUUGUGCGUAAAAUUUUGCAAAGCACACAAUGGCUGAGGAACCAGUGAAUAAACCCACCACCAAUGAAGAUGACGAUUUUGUAGACCCAUGGACCGUUACUGGAAAGUCGGAGACAGGAAUUGACUAUGACAAGUUAAUAAAGAGGUUUGGCAGUCAAAAGAUUGAUGAAGAAAUUGUACAGAGGUUUGAAAAAGUGACUGGGAAAAAGGCACAUCACUUCCUAAGGCGUGGGAUAUUUUUCUCUCAUAGAGAUAUUAAUAAUAUCCUCAAUUUGUAUGAAUCGGGCAAGAAAUUCUAUUUGUACACCGGUCGGGGCCCAUCUUCAGAAAGCAUGCACAUCGGACACAUGAUCCCUUUUAUGUUUACUAAGUGGCUUCAAGAUGUAUUUGAUGUCCCUCUAAUCAUUCAGCUGACUGAUGAUGAGAAGGUAUUGUGGAGAGACCUGAAGAUUGAAGAUGCUCGGCAGAUGGCUUUUAAUAAUGCCAAGGACAUCAUAGCUGUUGGUUUUGAUCCAGAAAAAACUUUCAUAUUCAAUGAUUUGGAUUUUAUUGGUAAAUGUCCAGCUUUCUACCAGAACAUGGUAAGGAUACAGAAGUGUGUCACCUACAACCAGGUGAAGGGUAUCUUCGGUUUUGGAGACUCUGACGUCAUUGGCAAGAUUACCUUCCCUACCAUUGAGGCUGCCCCCGCGUUCUCAACCAGUUUCCCAUUUAUAUUUGAUAAUAAAGUGGUACCCUGUUUAGUGCCCUGUGCCAUCGACCAGGACCCGUACUUCCGCAUGACACGUGACGUGGCGGCGCGGCUCAAGUUGCCGAAGCCUUCACUCAUCCAUUCCACCUUCCUACCUGCACUGCAAGGAGCUCAGCACAAGAUGUCUGCCAGUAAUGCCAACACGUCUAUAUUCCUGAAUGAUAGCGCUAAACAUAUUAAGACUAAGAUUAACAAAUACGCGUUCUCAGGUGGUCAAACUACCGUAGAGGAACAUAGACUGAAGGGUGGUAACACUGAAGUGGAUAUUUCAUUCAAAUAUCUUACGUUCUUCUUGGAGGACGAUGACAGGCUAGCAGAGAUAAAGAAGGAAUACGAGUCAGGCGUGAUGUUGACUGGUGAGCUGAAGAAGGAAGCAAUCGAUGUGAUCACACCCUGGGUGCAGGAGUACCAGAAACGAAGAGCGACGGUCACAGACGAAGUUGUAGAACAAUUCUUCAAGUUAAGGCCACUGAAGUUCUAAAAUAAUUUACUAUAGUCCAGUAGUGGGUAAAGGCAUCUUCCUACCUCAGCCUGGAGCAGGAGAAGUAACUGGAUGGUUCAUUUUUAUUUAUUUAUUAGUAUACAUCUUAAUAAUGAAUAUAAUUUAUUGAACAUCUGUUCAAUGAGUCGACGAAACAACCACAUCGUUGUGUUUAGCCGUGUAAGUGAGGUUACCAGAGGCCCUAAUCCUUCCCCUCCCCCAAUCCCUAAAUCUCCAAAUCCCUAAUUCCUAAAAGGUAG